GGACAUUGCUAAAGGCGCGGUUGAGAUCUUUAUGAAGCUGCGUGCCCGAGACCCGGCUAGUAGAGGCGACAGGUACAUGCUAGUUACAUUUGAUGAUCCACCAUACGGCGUCAAGCAUCGGGUCGGGCGGCCUCCCGGUGACGAAAACGGCAAAUUUUUGUUAAAAUAUCCGCAGACCCGGAGCAGCGCAGCCUCUGAACAUGGCGGACAUUUUGCUUUUGUGUUGGGAAAGCUCUCGAGCGCUGAGAUGGAGGCGGAGAGAUUUAUUAUCCACCGUGACGUAGUGCGUGACGUGUUGUCGGGCCAGCUCGGCCUGGAUUGGACAAGCGGACUGCCCUCUUUCUCAUGCAUCCGCUCUGUGGUUAACCUCGGCGCAUUCUCAUUGGUCACUGUAGCCUUAGCAAAUCAACGUGAUUUGAUUUGUGAAACGGCCAUCAAUAAGCAAACGAGGAUUUCUUUCUCCCAGGGCCUUGUUUGCUUCUUGGGUUCAUUUUGCAUUGCACUUUAUAAGAGGAGGUUGUGGAAAAACAAACAGCAACUUCCUUCCCUCUCCACUUGAUCAGUACAUGCAUCUCCUUCCCUUUCAUUUAGAAAAUUCCCAAACACAAUAUACAAGUCAGGUUUCAAAACUAAUGAAUUAUGAACUGUCACAUCAGGUCACUGAAUAAGUUUGCUCAAACACGCCUAUACAAAAAAAUGAAACAGGAUUUAAUCCCAGUUAUGAACCUUCAUUUUGGUUAUUUCUUUUUUAAACUAACUGAAAUGUGGCCGCCUUAAGCAACACAUAUGAUGUGAUGUAUCGUUCUGCUGUUCAUUUAGGACAUGUUUAAGAUAUUUUUCAAAUAAAUGUUGUGACCAUAGAAAGCAGGAUUGCAGUGUGAAUCAAUGUGCUUCAAUACCAUAUAUCAGUCAGAAUAAGGUUUGUAAAUAAAAAUAGUACAUUUUGACACUGCAACUCUAACAAAUAAGCAGUAGUGUAUUUAUUACAUAUUUGUUACGUAUUUACUAACCUAUUUAGGUAGCAAUAACAGUGAAUCACACAUUCAGUAUGGUUAACAGUCUUCAGACCAUCCUUAAACACACAGUCAUUCAUCAUCCACUAAUUCACAUAUCUUUUAAUGCCUUCAAUGCCUGAUGUGAAUUAUGUUGGGUGGUUAACAUGGUGAUGGGUUUCAUCAUUUUAUAUAAAUUGAAAUUUUCCUCCAUAAUUUCUCUUUCCCUGGACUAGCACUCUAGAAUGGCUAUUACUGACGUGUUCGUGUGACACAGCGGUGCCCAGAUUGUAGUUUGACAUUGACAAUGAGAGUAGCGCCGCACUUUAGUGCUUCACUAGUCGGACAAUCUGGCAGGUAGAGCAGGUCUCCUGGAGAGCUUUUUACUCCAUGCUUCUCCUGCAGUUUUCCCACCCUCUUUCAGUUUAUCCAUGAUAAUCUGAGGCUGACUUCCAAGUGCCUAUAACUUCCUUCUCAUUGCUAUGCACUGAAUGGAUCAUGCAACCAUACAUAUACAGUAGGCCUACAUACAUUUAAAUACUUAAAUGAGAAUGAGCAAGUGCAAAUGUGUUACAUUGUUUCCUUACUAUGUCUUUGUUUGAGAUGCUAAAUAAAUGUUAUGAAAUGUUAUAACCGCUCUCUUACAUAAGCGGGAGCUAUUCAUGGCCAGCUUGUCCCUCCUGUCUGUUUAAAAAAAAGACUUCUCAUCCAAGCUGGGCCUCUUCAGAAUUAGCAACCAGACUAACCCAGUUCUCGACAAGAAUACGCUGGGCAAGUACCAGCCCAGCAAGAAUCUGGCCUCUGUGUGUGACAGGCUGCCUUUUUUAUUUCCUGUCAGUUAUUCAUGAGAUUUUCAGCAGCUAGUCAGUGAAGAGUUUCAGUCAGCCUCCAGUCUCCACAAAGCUCUCUUUUCCUGUUUGUGCGCUCUCUUGUUGUUUGAGUCUCGGUCAAGCUAAACACUGUUCGUGGCCUUGCCUUUUUCAUAAAUUAACACGAAUAAGUUUUUUUUUAGUCAAUCGCUGCUUGAAAUGUACUAUGUGGCAGUGUGUAUAAAGGUACAUCAUCUGCUUAUUGUUAAACAAACUCAGAUGAGUCAACUUUUUGUAAACUGUGUAUUUGAUUGAUUUGUUUGGUUUCUGUGCUUGAUUGAUGGAAAAAAGCAAAUGCGGGUGUAAAAUCGCGUACGUGGGCUCAUCUCACUGCUGGGCGUAUGGGGGUCACAGCUCAUUACUAUGAUUUUGUCUUGGGCCCUAUGAAUUCUAAUGAAUUUAAGGGGAACUGACUUCAUAUAGCCACUAAAAUGAGCAUAUAGGUUUAAAAAUGGCUAAGAAAAGUGAAGUAAGACUAAUGCAAUGCGAUUUAUACAUUUAGGUGUGGCUUUAGUAUUCAAAUACUUUCAAGAGCUAAAACAUGUGAACCCAUAUCACCUACAUGCAGACCACACAGACCAGUUUGUGCCUUAUCAUACCGGUAUGUUUAUCCUGUAGACCGCCUCCAUGCCUUAUUUUGCCGUGAAUCUUGUUAAAGGGAUAAUUCACUCAAAAAUGAAAAUUCUGUCAUCAUUUACUCACCUUCGAGUUGUUCCAAAUCUGUAUAAAUUUCUUUGUUCUGAUGAAGACAGAGAAAGAUAUUUGGAAGAAUGCUUAUAACCAGACAGAUUUUGCCCCGCAUUGACUACCAUUUUUUGUACUGUAAUCCUUAUUACUGUAAAACAUUUAUACAAACAUAGAGUGGAAAUGUGCUUAAUUGUCAACAAAAUAUUACAUAUCCAAAAUAUUAACGAUCAUUUAUAUCGGCUUGAUUUUUUUACAUUUUAUAUUUUCUCUUUCAACUUGAAGGCAAAAUGGGAGAUUUUUAUGAGAUUCCCCAUGUGUGGAUUAGAAUGUUUUCUUUCCUCAAUUGGAUCACCUUUGGCUUUUCAUUCUUUAACGAAGGGUUUGAUUUUACAUUUCCUCUCUUAAAGCUACAAUUUAGGUAUUAUCCUUUCUCUUGGCUCUUUAGUCCGUGUUCACAUUCCUUAUUCUCUCCCAUCUUCUUCUGCCUCGAUGGGCAAGCGUGUGAUUAAAGGAGGGUCUGAUUGCAGUCACACUUCUUCACAGUCAAUAAAUUGUUAAUGCGCAGAGAACGAAAGACGGAUGGGAAAAAUAUAUAAUUACUCCGUUGCUUGAAUUAUUGAGUGCCAGUUAGAAGAUCUCCCGCUUGACGGCUUUCUUUUUUUGCUCCAUACAUGGACAUAAACCUACACCCUCAAGCCCCCUACCGACAAAUCUCUGCCUGCUUUGUACUACAGUGCCCUCAACACAAGCACACACACAAUCUAAAUGAGAACAUUCCAUAGACUUUGAUUGUUUUUAUACACAGCUAGCCAUAAAUACUAUAACCUAACCCUAACCCACACGUUAUUAAUAUAUAAUAUAAUAUUUUUAUUUCACUUCUGGCUGCAAAUUUGUUCUCAAAAAUAGUUGGCUACACUCAGCACCUGUUAAGUCCUCUGUUAUGUUUGGAUUUACAAAAUGUAUGCACAAUUAUUUAAUGUGCUAAUUAUUCACACUGAGUAAUGUAAUGUGAAGCAGGAAUCAUUUGUAAAAGCAGAUUUAGUGAACUGUUAACCUCUGUUCUUGGCAUCUGAACUCAUUAUAUUGUUUUUCUCUCUUAGCAGUACAGUAAUGACUGUAUUCUUUUGCAGCGUGAAGCAAUGUGGGUCAGGGGCAGAGACAAAGUAACCACAAAAUGUUUUUUAAAGACAGCACAAGUUAAACCUUAUGCAGCGGAUCUGUACGAGCCUGCCUACCUACACAUAUGCACAUGUGCAAUAAGCAGACACAAACAAACAGUACUCAUUCACACACACACACACACACACACACACACACACACACACACACACACACACACACACACACACACACACACACACACACACACACACACCAACACACACACACACACACACACACACACACACACACACACACACACACACACACACACACACACACACACACACACACACACACACACACACCCAUUGUCUGACUGUACUUUCGUUUUAGGUUGCUUGUUCUUUCUCCAACGUUUUCCUUCUCUUGUUAUUAUGUUUGAUCAUCUGUAGGUUAUAUUUACUGCACUUUACCUUGCAAGAUGAAAGAGUGUGAAAUGCAUGAAAAAAUGAAAAAACACUGGGACUUUUUGUGUGGGUAAUAUUUGAUGACAUUUUAAAUGAUACAUGCAGUAUUUGGACAAAAUAUUUGGACCAAACUAAAAAGUAUAUUUAUUUUAUUUUAUUACAAAACUGGUUUGAGAGUCAGUUCACAGACGUCCCAGCAGUAACCACAGGUGCAAUUCAGCAACUACAGAAAUGUUUCACUAAGUUUGAAAGCCAAAAAUGUAUUUUUCUUUACUUUAUUAUUUUUUUGUAGUUUUUAUAUGAAAUGCAAACUUAAAUGUGUUUUUGUUCUAUGGGUCAUUAAAAUCAUUGAUGUUUUGUUUGUUUUGUUAUACAUUCUUAAAGGGAUCAAAUGGAAAUUCUGUCACUAUUUGCACGCCCUCUUGUCAUUUCAUAUGACUUUCUUUCUUCUGCAGAACACAAAAAAGAUUUUUUAAAGAAUGUUAAUAACAGAAAAACAUGGUUCCCUACCGACUUGCAUUGGUUUCGUGUCCAUACAAUAGAAGUCAAUGGGGCCAAUGGUUUUUGGUUACCAGCAUUCUUCGAAACUUCUUCUUCUUUUGUGUUUUGCAGAAGAAAGAAAAUUACACAGGGCGGGUUGGAAAGAGAAUCAUGCCACAUUCAUGAGUGAACUGAAGAACCUGCAGGCAUCUGGAUUGACUACACUGGGUCACGCUCUCCGUACAUCCUUCGACCUGCUUAAUCUCAACAGAUUAGUCUCUGGCAUUGACAACUAUGGUCAGGGUCGGAACCCUUUCUUUCUGGAGCCAUCCGUCAUUAUUACAAUAACAGAUGGAAACAAACUGACACACAGUUCUGGGGUCGCUGAGGAGCUACACCUGCCGUUGAAUUCUCCCUUGCCGGGCAGUGAGUUGACCAAAGAGCCGUUCCGCUGGGACCAGCGACUCUUCGCCCUGGUGCUGCGGCUACCGGGGUUAGCUGUGCCCGACGGCGAGCAGCUGGGCAGUGUGCCCACCGAUGAGUCUGCUAUCACUCAGAUGUGUGAGGUCACUGGAGGCCGAUCGUACUGUGUGCGGACACAAAGGAUGUUGAACCAGUGCCUUGAGUCUCUUGUCCAAAAGGUUUUAAGUGGAGUUGUAAUACACUUUGAGAAAAGCGGUCCAGAUCCACCUGCAAUAGGUGAAGAUGGAUUAGUGGAUCCAGUCCGUCCUUUGACCUCCUUCGGUCCACAACCCUGGCACAGCUGUCACAAGCUCAUCUAUAUCCGACCAAACCCCAAGACGGGGGUACCUGUGGGUCACUGGCCAAUCCCUGAAUCCUUCUGGCCUGACCAGAACUCCCCCACUCUGCCACCUCGCUCUGCCCAUCCUGUGGUGAGGUUUUUCUGUGUCGACUGUGAGCCGAUGGUUAUCGACAAACUGCCGUUUGACAAAUACGAGCUGGAGCCUUCGCCGCUCACACAAUACAUCUUGGAGAGGAAAUCUCCUCACAUGUGCUGGCAGGUGUUUGUGAACUGCAGUGGAAAACACAGUGAUGUAGCCCACCCGUUCGGUUACCUGAAAGCCAGCACUUCUCUUACCUGCGUCAACCUCUUCGUCAUGCCUUACAACUAUCCCGUUCUGUUGCCGCUUCUCGAUGAUUUGUUUAAGGUGCACAAGCUGAAACCAAACCUCAAGUGGCGGCAGGCAUUCGAAAUGUACCUGAAGUCCACGCCUCCGUACUUUCUCCUGCCGCUCAAGAAGGCGCUGAGGAUGAUGGGAACCCCCAAUCUCAUCUCUGACAACAUGGAUUGUGGUCUGAGCUACAGUGUCAUUUCCUAUCUUAAAAAGCUCAGUCAACAGGCAAAGAUGGAAUCAGACCGUCUAAUCGUGUCUGUCGGGAAGAAGCCUCCACCAGAAUCAGGCAUCAAGGUGAAGAACCACUCGAGCGCCCUGUCUCUUGCACACCGCCGUGAUUUCAAGCAGCUCCUGCAGGGCAUCACGGGCGAGGUGCCCCUGCGACUCAUCGACAUGAAUUUCAAAGAGUUUGCUGGUUUCCAGAUUGGACUGCUCAACAAGGAUUUAAAGCCCCAGGCCUAUAGGAAUGCCUAUGAUAUUCCACGACGGAAUCUGCUAGAUCAAGUGACCCGCAUGCGUUCCAACCUUUUGAGGACAACACAGAAGCUCCUCAGAGGCCAAGAUGAUGACUCUUUACACAGUAUUCCAGUGGGGCAGAUGGGAAAUUAUCAGGAGUAUCUGAAGAUGAUGCCAUCCCCUCUGCGUGAGAUCGAUAUGGAUCAGCCCAAACGACUGCACACAUUUGGCAACCCAUUCAAACAGGACAAGAAGGGAAUGAUGAUAGAUGAAGCAGAUGAGUUUAUAACAGGUCCCCAGAAUAAGAAGCGUGGGAACACAUGUGAUCCCAACUCAGGCACCGCCCUGAAGAGACGGAGAAGUAUGUCUCCAUUUCUGCGGCGGCCCCAAACACCUCCCAUAAUAACAAAUCAUGUACUGGGCAAGGGCACUGCAGGGACCCAGGGUCAGCAAGGAAUCAUCAAACCCAUUCCACUCCACAAAGGAACAGAGGGUAACAAUGUAGCGGGCACAGAAAGUAAUGGAGAGCAAACGCCGGGCGGCGAGGACGGAGAUGGCUGGCCUGGAGGAGUGGAUGGUGUGAGAGGAGAAUCUGUACCCCCAGAGGAGAGGGGAGAGGUGGGCACACCAGAUGAUGGGGAGGAGAGAAUGGGAUUGGAGAACUGUGUGGAUGAGAGACCCUCCGAUCACACACAGAACUGUGAGGACCUGAGUCCUCCAAGCCAAGAGGAGGCGAUGGAGGGAAACGGAGACGACGCUCCGGAACAGGGCACUAUAGUUAUGAUUCCUCUAGAGGGGAGUAAUGCAGAGCUGCGCACUCGAGUCAUCAAAGAGGUCCGCAAGCCUGGCCGGAAUUAUGAAGCGGUAUUUAGAUUACUUGAGGAGGUGAAGGGACCAGUAUCAGUACAGAGGUACUUCAUUCAUCAUGCCAUCAAAGAGGCAGCCAGGUUUAAGAAACGUGUGCUGAUCCAACAGCUGGAGACUGCUCUGGAGGAGAUAGAGAACACACAGGUGUUACCCGCACAGCUCAACAACGUCCACAGCUGAUAGUGAGACGCGCACAUGAGAAACUCGCAAGAACACGAGGAGCGGCGGGCAACGCCAGCUGAGUGAGACCCGGCCAUCCGAGGGAUGGCGGAGAUGUGGUCCACGCUGGUCCUGAACCUCUCAGUUAACUCUAAAAGAGUACUCACAAUGUAGAGCGUUCUAGUAGUUCUGGUUUGACAGUAAUUCACUGUCAAUCUCCAGGAGAUGGCCUGAACCCGACCGUCAUUUAAGAAUAAAAGAUGGUUCUUGAAUAAGCACACUCCAGAAAAGCCAAGUCUCACGCACUGUGUAAAAUUACAGGGUCAUCCAAUGCAGACGUCAGUAUCUGUAAUGCGAAAUGAUUACUGUGUGUGUAAAUUACAUAUGUCUGCUGUUUUUGACAUUGACGGAUUGAUUGUUGAAUAGUGUGGAAAACCUAUGUUGGAUUUGUGUUUGCAUAAAAUGCCCACAACCCAUGAGGUUAACAACAAAGUUGGACCCUCAAAGCAGUCUGGAGAUCUACACUGUUGUACAGUAGAUCUCUUAAGAGCAAUAACAAUCAUCAAUAUGCCAAGCUCAGUUUUACUCCCAAACACAUGCAGUUAAGACUGUUUUACAGAUGUUUCAUCCAGUCAGAUCCUCAAAGAAGGUGCGAGUUUGUGGAUUCAGUGUGAAAUCUUAAGAGGCCUGUUCUUGUAUUUUUGGUGAUAUGUAACGUCACAUACUAGAUUAGUGUCAUUCAGCAAAAAAAUUCAACAUGCAGCGUCCUAUAAGCAAUAUAGUGUCUAAUGAAAACUGUCACACUCAUCUUGUUCAAAAGAAAAGGUUCCAACACAAAUGGUGCAGCCUUGAGCAAUUGGUCCACAACAGAGCUUUGAUUCUGUCCAAUAUGAGGUCGUGUUUCAGUAAGCAAUGCUCUUCACACAUUCAUCUGAGUUAGAUGACUCAGUAGUUUUAUUUCACAGACGUACGUUAGUGACCCAGUUGUUGUUUUUGUUCAUUUUUUUAAAAACAGAUGUAUACUUUUAAUGUUGAUAAAUAAUAUAGAUUAUUUUUGGAUGGUAUUCCUACAAGAACAUAAAAAUAUUUUAAGAAUUGUAUAAAACAUUUUGUAAACUGAUAAUGUAUAGAAAAAGUUGUAUGAUUUUUUUAAAUGAAAACAAUAAAAAUUAAAGAAACAUUUCAAAGGAAAAUGUGUACGUUGUUUUUCUCCAGUACAUUUUGAAAUUGUGCUUUGGUUAGUGUAAACGAUCUGAUUAGCAUGUUAUUUAUACAUUUAAAAAGUAUAGGGGCGGUUUCCUGGACAGGGAUUAUCUUAAAUCAGGGCUAGGCCUUAGUUAAAUUAGGACAUUUUAAGUUAAUUUUACAAAUGUGCCUUACAAAAAACACGACUUGUGAGCAUUUUGAGACAAAACAAUGCCACUGAUCUACUUUAAGAUGUCACUGCUAACUGUUUUCAGUUUAGACAGCUCUAACAUUUAUUUUAGUCCGGGAAACUGCCCCUUAAUGUACACAAGGUCUGCAAUUUAUGACAAUUUCCAUUAUCAUAGCAGUCAAAGGCAGUCACCAUGAGUACUUUUGCUAUAGGACAUUUUAACUUAAUGAUGAUUCUCAAUAUUUCAUAAUUUAUCUUUUUAUUACCAUCAUAAGUUUUUUAAUCUUAUAUACUUUGUACAUAUGUGUACAUAAACUCUCAUGUAACUACCAGCAUCUACCCAAGUAUCUAAUCUUCAAUAUUAUUCACUCAUGUUAUUCUCAGUAGUUAGUUCUUUUGUCUCUGGUACAGGUUUGGACUAACUUUAGCAGCUUCUGAACAUGUUUAUUUCCUCUCAAAGACAACAGAUGGUAACAGUUUAGUGAGUAUCAUGUAAUAGCGAGUACUAAUCUUUGUGCCUUUUUAUAAUUAGCCUUUCAAUGAUCCCCUCAAAGUUGGCAGUGACUUCCUAAUGCUGUCAAAUUACACCCUAAAAAUGCAUUGAAAUAAAUAAAGACCAACACAUAUAAUGCAAACAGGAAAAUGGCUUUUCAAUGAAAAGAAACAGAAAUCCACACAGCUGCCCAUAUGCUUUAUCUGAACAAGGCUUUGAGCAAACACCUUAAGCAUUGCUGUUUUUACGUACAUCAAUAAAAAAAAAACAUUUGUAACGCAGGUGGAAGUUAUGUUGACCAUACAUCAUCUCUCAAAACAAAUAUGCUCCCCAUCAGUUUUUAAAUCAAUCGUGCACAACAAGCUUUAAAUACAGGAGAGACAAAACAGUGUUUGAAUGAGGAUCAUUUCUGGUCUGCUUUAGCAAAAAAAAAGAGCUUAGUGAAGGAUUAGUUUUAUUAUUGCCUUAAACCAGACCACUUCCUCUGUCCAUUCUCUGCUUAGAGAACAAUGGGACACCAAGUCGAUGUAGUACACCAACAUAAACCCUUGAACAUUUCACAUAAGAACACAAAUAAUCCCCUAACAUCAUCAAUGACUAAAGUGUAAAAUUCACACACGCCUAAUCAAAUGAUAUUCCCAGGAAUAAAGAUCUUUGUUUAAAACGCCGAUUUCAGACAAAACAAUAAAUGGAUCUCAAGUUACAAAUUCAUCAAUAAAAUGUCAGAAUUUAUUAAGGUAAAAAUAAGGAGUUGUGUCUUAACAAACAUAAACAAAUAGCGUCUCCCCCUAAAAAAUGUACUAUUCAUCCCCUCUGAAUGUUCACAGUAUUGUUAGAAUUGCUAUUAAUCUACGUCAUCUAUCAUGCCCUUGUUCAGACUUGUUUGAAUAAUUUUCAAGAUUAUUUGCCUAACAAGCUCAAAUUUGAAGUUCAGUAGUCAUAGGUAUUAGUUCUGAACACAGUUACAAAUUUAUGGUCCAUAAUUUUAACCUCUUUCCGAAGGGUACAGGGAAGAACCCGUUGCCAGUAUGGUCAGCUGUUGAGCCAAAAUGUUGCAAGACAACAUUGUACAUGAUAGGAUGCCCUCGGUGCAAAAGAAGGACAAAGCCCUCUUUCUGUGAGCCAACUGGAGGGCUACAGGUGUAACCUA
Molecule: messenger RNA, 10235 nt
Organism: Triplophysa rosa
Lineage: Eukaryota; Metazoa; Chordata; Actinopteri; Cypriniformes; Nemacheilidae
Gene: ints6l
Product: integrator complex subunit 6 like
Exons: 19
Coding region: 4668-7238 (856 amino acids)
Biological process (GO): snRNA 3'-end processing
Cellular component (GO): integrator complex
Source: RefSeq, a predicted model, not a curated record